Molecule: messenger RNA, 300 nt
Organism: Heterobasidion irregulare TC 32-1
Lineage: Eukaryota; Fungi; Basidiomycota; Agaricomycetes; Russulales; Bondarzewiaceae
Exons: 3
Coding region: 1-300 (99 amino acids)
Biological process (GO): vacuolar acidification; proton transmembrane transport
Cellular component (GO): vacuolar proton-transporting V-type ATPase complex; proton-transporting V-type ATPase, V0 domain; fungal-type vacuole membrane
Molecular function (GO): ATPase binding; proton-transporting ATPase activity, rotational mechanism
Source: RefSeq, a predicted model, not a curated record
AUGGGCACCCCUGUGGUCAAUGAAUAUCCCAGCUUAUUCCCAACAGAAGUUGCCCAUGACACGGUCGCUGAGCUUGGGGAACUUGAAAACAUGCAGUUCAAGGAUCCGAACCCCAACGUCAAUCCCUUCCAACGAUCAUUCAUAGGCGAGAUUCGUCGCAUCGACGAGAUGGCUCGUCGCGUUCUUUUUUCUCUACUCAAAUUGAGAGGGAAAAAGAUAAGAUACCCGUGCGCCCGCUGUAUGAUUCGGCGCCUCUCAUCACCGUUGGUCCGCGAGCAGCUCAAACAAUGGACGGCUUAG